Messenger RNA from Eruca vesicaria subsp. sativa (arugula), 1639 nucleotides. The record is from the annotation of a GenBank genome assembly. NCBI's taxonomy places the organism in Eukaryota, Viridiplantae, Streptophyta, Magnoliopsida, Brassicales, Brassicaceae.
UUUAAUAUUAACCGCUCAUUUCAACCCGACCCAUUAAUAAAAAAUAAACAACUCUUUGAUGGAUCCACAAGAUAGAUCCGAGAUAGCCUUCUUCGACGUGGAAACAACUGUUCCUAAACGCGGCGAGCGUUUCGCGAUUCUUGAGUUCGGUUCAAUCCUAGUAUGUCCAAAGAAGCUCACAGAGCUAAGAAGCUACACAACUCUGGUCCAACCUAAAGACUUAAGUCUCAUAUCUUCACUGUCCGUUAGGUGCAACGGUAUAAGUCGCAGCGACGUCGUUUUAGCUCCUCUGUUCUCUGAUAUUGCUGAUACAGUCUACGACAUUCUCCACGGGAGGAUAUGGGCAGGGCACAAUAUAUUGAGGUUUGAUUGUGCUAGGAUUAGAGAAGCUUUUGCUGAGAUUGGUCGUCAACCUCCUGAGCCUAAAGGUGCCAUUGACUCGUUGGGGUUGCUUACUCAGAGGUUUGGUAGAAGAGCUGGUGAUAUGAAGAUGGCAACUUUGGCUACUUAUUUCGGACUUGGCAAGCAAACUCAUAGGAGCCUUGACGAUGUUAGAAUGAAUCUUGAGGUUGUCAAAUAUUGUGCCACUGUCUUGUUUUUGGAGUCCAGUCUCCCAGAUGUACUUGUAGACAAAUCAGUAUCUCCAGAAACUACUAGUUUAAGGAGACAUCUCAGAGCAUCUUCUUCCAGCGAGGAUAAUAAUACUCUGAUAAGCUCUUUUACCUUACCUUCCAUUGGUGAGAACAGUGUAGCUCAGCCAGAUCCUUUUAACAUGACUCCCUUGAGGAAUGAAAUGGUUUCCAACAACAACGUUCAGUUAGACACUCUCAUGGAAGAAGAAGAGACUCAACCAUCUGAUACUGUUGUUCUCUCAGAGAAUACAAGUGUUAACCAUGAGGGAUUCUUGUCCCCUGAUGCAAUAUCUCUUCAAAACAUCAGAGCGGUUCUUGUCCCGUUUUAUCACGGAAGCCAGCUAAUGAGACUAAAGCUCCUCCACGGAGAUUCUCCUCUGCAGCUCUACUGUUCUUGUCUUAAUAUAAGGUUUGGAAUCAACGGGAAGUUUGUAGACAACUCUGGGAGAAGGAGAUUAAACUUUGUUGUUGAUCUGAACCCAAGGCUGUGCAGUAUACUUGAAGCAUGUGACAGCAAUGCUCAGAGAGUAUCUGCUGAUUCAGGUUCUUCUUCUGACUGGAACAUGAUGGUUAGUCCAAUGAAAGGGUUUGUAAACUACCCUAACGCAAGGAUACAUAUACCGACUGAGAUAAGUGGAGAUGCAGCUCGGUAUGCAAUAGAGGUACACCAGAGAGAGUCCUCUGGAGAUACUCAGAAGCUGAUCUUUAGCAACCCUAGUGCAGAGGAGCUUGAAUCGUUGCUGAACCCGAGAAGUGUUGUGGAUGCAUUCCUGUCUCUGGAACCGUAUGAUUAUCAGCAGAAAGCUGGAGUCCGUCUCGUUGCAAAAAGACUAGUUAUACACUCGUAAAUCACAAGACAUAAUCGUUUAUCACCAGAAAAAGUCUGAAAUAAAUGCAAUCCAAGUUUGUUGUAUAGUUUCUUCUCGAGUAAACGACUAACAAUCAUUUGUUUUCAUUUGUGCAAAUAGUGAAAAGAACAUUUGAUAUGGUAGUAAGAUAGAUAUUUA